AACCGGCGGCGACCAAUCGGCGCGGCGCUGCUGGAGAGAGCUGGCUCAUUUACAGCAAGAUAGGGGGGAAAAUACGGAAUAAAAGGGAACCGAGCCAGUGAGCCUGUAAUGAGCACAAAAUCCCAGGGAGGAAGCGAGACCCGCCGCAAUUGGAGCUUUCUUUGCUUUUCCUGCUACUCCCCCCGUCUUUCUGUCGCUGGAUUAUUCGUUUUGGCUCGGCGGCGGACCGAAUGGAUAAGGCCAUGGCCCUCGCAUAUUGAAUCGCUCAUUGGCAGCGGGAGAGGAGUCGAGACGCGCACCGCGGACACAUUUCAUGGAGCAUUGUGUGGGGAGGAAAAUGGUGGAUUGUUUACAGUGUCUCAUCAAAACCUUGCCCUGUGUGGAUAUCCUGUCAUAAAAGUGCUCGACGGCUCAUCUAGCGCCCGUCUCGGCCUCGUCUCUCUCCAGUAAUUAGUCGUGUACGAGCACCACUCGGUAGGUAGGUACCCCCUCCCCCAGCUCGAUCAGACACUGCUCAUUUUUCAUAUACAUGUAGGUAGGUGUCUUGUGUUGGAGACUUGUGCCAAGCGAUCGCGCUCCUCGUUUUGGGAAAAAAAAAAGAGAAAAAAAAGGGUGGAUUUCUGGAUUAUGGAUUUCAACAGCGCCGGCGGAGGCAACGAACUGCACAACAACCAGUUUUAUCAGUGCGAGGAAAGCAAGCCUUUAUUGGGGGACAUGUCGGAGGGGAAUAAUAACGCCAAAGUUGCCGCGGGGCCGUGCAAGAGAAGCCUGCAACAUUGCAGCAGCAGCGGAAUGCGCUACAAGCUGCUCCACGAAGGAGACAUCCAGGUGUGCGUGGUCAAACACCCUCGCACCUUCCUCAGCAAGAUCCUCACCUCCAAGUUCCUGCGCAGAUGGGAGCCGCAUCACCUCACGCUCGCGGACAGCAGCCUGACCUCCGCCACCCCCACUGGUUACAUGGAGACUUCAUUGUCCUACAGCUCCAUAGAGGACUUGCAGCUGCUGUCAUGGGACAAUGCACCAAAGUACUGUGUCCAGCUCAGCUUCCCUGGUGGCACAGUCCUGCUGCAGGCUGCUAACAGCUACUUAAGGGACCAGUGGUUUCAUUCCUUACAGUGGAAGAAAAAGAUCUACAAAUACCGUAAGGUGCUGAACAAUCCAAGCCGCUGGGAUGUCGUGCUGAAGGAAAUUAGAGCGCUCGUGGACAUGGCUCUGACCUCACCGCUGCAGGACGAGUCCAUCCAUCAGGCCCCUCUACAUAUCAUCUCUACUUUGCUGGCUGAGAACUCUAAUCUCAGCACACAGGAUCACGAGAACAUCAUUGUGGCAAUUGCACCUCUUCUAGAAAACAACCACCCGCCCCCAGAUCUUUGUGAGUUCUUCUGUAAGCAUUGUCGCGAGCGACCCCGUUCCAUGGUUGUUAUUGAAGUAUUCACUCCUGUGGUCCAGAGAAUCCUCAAACACAACAUGGAUUUUGGGAAGUGCCCUCGACUUCGCCUCUUCACUCAGGAGUACAUCCUGGCACUGAAUGAACUGAAUGCAGGAAUGGAAGUUGUCAAGAAGUUUGUUCACAGCAUGCACGGGCCAACAGGUCAGUGUCCUCACCCACGUGUCCUGCCAAACCUGGUCGCAGUAUGCCUUGCAGCCAUUUACUCAUGUUACGAGGAAUUCAUUAACAGUCGAGACAACUCUCCAAGUCUGAAGGAGAUCAGAAAUGGCUGUCAGCAGCAGAAUGACCGCAAGCCUCCGAUGCCUCUUCGCCUGCUGCGCCCGGAGCCUCCAACGCCACCUUCAACCACCCUGCUCCCCCUCUCCUCCAACCCCAGUCCUCCUCAGCCACCUCCUCCUGCUCCCCCAAACCCUCCACCACCAAUUCCCAUAUGUUCCCCAACACCUAGCCUGCCUCUCUCGCCUCCUCCGUCUGUCGUCAACUCCAGCGAGAUCCUGGUGGAGUUAGAGCGCAACAACAACUCGGCCAACACAAAGCGGAAGUCCGAACACGACAGUGAACCCAACCUCAUCGACUGUCUACUGGUCAGCCCAGCUGUCAACACUCUGUCCAUCCAGCUGCCUGCGCAGGCGGACCGUGUGCUUGGAUGUUUUGCUCUCAUCCUCAAGAUGCUGUCGGAUUAUGACGACUGGAGACCUGCGUUGGCCAGUCUGUUGCAGCCCAUCCCUUUUCCAAAAGAGGCCCUUGCACAUGCCAAAUUCACAAAGGAACUGAAAUAUGUUAUUCAGAGGUUUGCCGAGGAUCCGAGGCAGGAGGUCCAUUCCUGUCUACUCAGCGUGCGUUCAGGAAAAGAUGGCUGGUUUCAGCUCUAUAGUCCUGGAGGGGUGGCCUGUGAUGAUGAUGGAGAACUUUUUGCUAGUAUGGUUCAUAUCCUAAUGGGCUCCUGUUACAAGACUAAGAAGUUCCUCUUCUCUUUGGCUGAGAACAAGCUCGGUCCCUGCAUGCUAUUGGCCUUGCGUGGGAACCAGACGAUGGUGGAGAUUUUGUGUCUGAUGUUGGAGUACAACAUCAUCGAGAACAAGGACACCCAGCUGCAAAUCAUCUCUACCCUGGAGAGCACCCAGGUGGGCCUCCGCAUGUACGAACAGCUCUGUGACCGACAGCGGGAACUCAAAGAACUGCAAAGAAAAGGAGGCCCCACCCGCCUGACUCUUCCCUCCAAAUCCACGGAUGCAGACUUGGCUCGCCUGUUGAGUUCAGGGUCUUUUGGGAACUUGGAGAAUCUCAGCCUGGCCUUCACCAACGUCACCAGUGCCUGUGCCGAGCAGCUCAUUAAGCUGCCUUCGCUCAAACAACUUAACUUGUGGUCCACUCAGUUUGGGGAUGCGGGACUGCGGUUGUUGUCGGAGCACCUGGCCUGCCUUCAGGUGUUGAAUCUGUGUGAGACGCCUGUCACUGAUGCUGGAUUAUUGGCUCUCAGCUCCAUGAAGAGUUUGUGUAGUCUGAACAUGAACAGCACCAAGCUUACAGCAGACACAUAUGAGGACCUCAAGGCCAAACUGCCCAACCUGAAAGACGUGGAUGUUCGGUACACAGAGGCUUGGUGAUCGACUGUGCUCACGCACCUUGUGUGGGAAAGCAGACUCUCACAAAAAAGCAUAGCCACUCUGAAAACUUUUUUUUUUUGGUCACAUCAUCUGAUAUUUUCAUCAUUAGACCACGAUGUCAGACAGCAAUCAUCAGGAUCAUCUUACUUUAAUGUGUGUGUGAGUGGACGAUACAACGACGCCAUAACCAGGAAGGAAGGUUCCAAUUUUCUCCGACAAUGAAAGCUUUGUGGACUUUGUUGCUCCCCUCGCUACUACUAGUGGACCCUUUCUUUUUUUUUUUAAUGUGAUCAGAGGUUGUUCAAGGACCUGCGAUACUGUAACAAAACGGAUCUCUUUUUCUCUCUAUGUAUAUCCUUGUAAUAUGUUGUCACAUAUGUAAUCUGUUUCUGAACCGGUCCAACUCUGAUGUUCUGUGGCAGAGAGUGAUACCCACUCCCAACCUUCCGAAGGCUCUUUAUCAUUUUCGAAUCGCUCAUGUAGAUCUCACGUGAUGAAACGCUUACUGUACAUUCCAGCUCUUCUCUGCCCUAAUCCAGGAUGUAGCUAUUUAAGUGGACUUUUUCCUUUGAAUCACAUCAGUCCCCCUUGCAUUAUCCAGAUUGAUUCCCGAGGCCUCCUUUUCCAAGACUUUGGUUGGGAACGGUGCUGCCUUUGCGCGUUGUAAGACUGUGCCUGCUCCUCAUUUACAAACAUAUUCAAAGGCAAGGUUUUUACCAACUUAAAUAUACAGUACAUAUUUUUCCAGGCAUCUGCAAUUUCAUAUACUGUGUGUUUAUAUGAAGAUGAAUGUCAGGAAUUACAAUUGACAAACUUGGAGUAGGAAAAUUCAACCGUGAUAGCAAAAUAUGUCCCUUUUUCAGUUUGUCAGUGUACAUUCUGAUUAGCUCUCAUUUCUAUUUAAUAAUAGGACUUUUGUGUAGCAGUAGCUUGGCAGUCUGGGACUGCCUGUUGUUUAUAAGCCUCUUUUACUCUGUGGGAUUUGAUCCUGGCAGUUUAGAUGUACACAGACUUUGUUCUUUUUAGUUGUUUGAGAACUUGUUUUUGACACAUGAAGCCAAUAUCGAGCGCGCCCGUACAUGGAUCUCUCUGUACUAUGCCAUGCUGGUCACAUAGUUUAUGUACACGUGUAUACGAGAAACGUCACCAGCUAAGAGUUUGUAUAUUUUCAUAAGCUCAGUCUUUCGGACCCUGUUGUUGGACACGGAGAAAGGACACUUGCCAAACAAAUUUGUUUUUGUCUUGUUGUGUCAAGCCAACAUGAGCUUCUUUCACUACACUGGUGCAGCAGAUCUCAUGGUGAGCUACCCGUGCAAAGGCACAGUCUGACCUCCCCUGUCAAGGUCAUACUGAAAACUCGUUUCUGCUGUAUUGAAAUCAGUGGUGUUCGUAAGGUUAUUUGUAAGCAAGAUGUUGGGACACAAUUCAUGUAAAUAUAUUGAGGUGGGCUUUUAAGGACAAUGACUUGGGCGAGGGGAGGUGUGUGUGUGGGGGGGGGGGCAACCUUUGGCCAUAAUUGUCCCUCGACAUUCCCUCAAAGCGUUGCCUGUGUAUUGUGGUAACAUGACAUUAUGUGGUAAUUGCCCUGGCUCACUGCAAGUCACCCAAUUUUGUCCCAUGUAUGCGGCUUCACGUUGAGACAAAAUAAGUCAAGUCUACCUUUUUUCAGUCCCUUUGGCUCCAUCUAUUUUCUUUGUACGUGCCACCUGCAGGCUGUUGAAAAAAGCAAGUUUCAGCAGAAAAUAGAAUGCCGUCCUCUGCGACUUCCUUACUUUACUAUUUAUUUGGUGAAAUGCAGCUUUCUGUUUGGUCAGUAAAUUUUGGGCCAUCCGCAUCCUCACUAACUUUCAUAUCCUGUAUAAUGUACAUACAAUUGUAAAUAGUCUUUCUUUUCUUUCUUGGAUUGGAAUCAUUUUUAAACCCUUCUUGCGUUUCUUUUCUGUUUUAAUCUUGGCUCUCCUUCAUCAGUGGGCCGGUGUUGCCUUCAUUUAGCAAUCUCUGCGGUUGUUUUGUUGUUUCACACAAAAGUGCACUGUAAUCAAAAUUGUCAAAGCAUCAUUUUUUUUUUUUUUUAAGUUUCUGGCUUUACUGAUUUGAUGAUAAUUUUGUUGGUCAUGUUUUCAGGGUUGUUUUGCAUGUAUGUAUCUCGACGUCAUCUGAUAUUUUCAUUUGGGUUAUUUUAUAUAAGGUUUGAAAUCGUGAUAAAGGGUUUGAUCACUAUCUGAGGCUAUGUACUGAAUUAAAAUGAUCAAUUUUCCCCCCGUCAUCCUUUCAAGCCAUGACACAUUUUGUCAUGUACUGUAAUUGUUAUCAUUAUUUACAAAACCUAAUGCAGUCCCAUUAUUUUAUAUAUAUAUAUAUAUAUAUAUAUGUAUAUAUAUAUAUAUAUAUAAAAUAUUUCUCCCACAAAAUACUGCAACCUUUGUUACCUGACUAUUUCAGGAGCGCCACAUUAGCCAAUAUUGCAGUUCAACUGUUUUUUUUGUUUUUAUCUCUAGUUUGCUUUGGUUGCAAAAAAAUUAGAUAACCACUCUUGUGUUUGAAAACAUACUGCUGUGGCUACAUCUACUGGUUGCGUGAUGAAUUAAUAAACUACAGCCAAAAUCA
Molecule: messenger RNA, 5664 nt
Organism: Syngnathus acus (greater pipefish)
Lineage: Eukaryota; Metazoa; Chordata; Actinopteri; Syngnathiformes; Syngnathidae
Product: c-Maf inducing protein
Exons: 21
Coding region: 628-3057 (809 amino acids)
Cellular component (GO): cytosol; nucleoplasm
Source: RefSeq, a predicted model, not a curated record